GAACAUCAUUGAUAUUUGACUCGGACAAAACCGGGUACUCGAUACCAUGAAGAUCUUCAUCUUCCUUCUUGCGCUAAGCGCCUGCAUCGUCGCCGCGCCACACCAGCGUCGUUUCCAGGCAGAAGAACCAACCGCCUACAGGCUCGAUUGCCACUCACCCAACACGACGAGAUGGUGCGAGACUAACUACCACGCCGGAUGCAAUGGCAACGGGACGUUGCACACGGACAACGUCCUUUAUUGCGGUACUAGGGUGUGUAAAUGCGUUCGCUAGGUGAUAGGUCCUUAGGAACCUAGUUCAGAAGAGGAAAGAUGGAAAAUGCGAGUAGCGAUGAUAAAGGGGAGGGAAUGCGAAGGGAGAAAUGCACGUCGGACUUUACCUACAUCUAGGAACAAGUCGCAUCCUGGUGAUAAUGAUGCACAUAUAAAAUAAAUUCUUCUAUUGCCACUCG
This is a messenger RNA of Daldinia loculata, 452 nucleotides long. RefSeq lists its product as uncharacterized. The record is from RefSeq and is a predicted model, not a curated record. Lineage: Eukaryota; Fungi; Ascomycota; Sordariomycetes; Xylariales; Hypoxylaceae. The coding region runs from base 47 to 274 and encodes 75 amino acids. The transcript is spliced from 2 exons.